This is a messenger RNA of Sinocyclocheilus anshuiensis, 4278 nucleotides long. Its product is annotated as peptidyl-glycine alpha-amidating monooxygenase B-like. Gene Ontology annotation, cellular component: extracellular region; membrane. Gene Ontology annotation, molecular function: protein binding; copper ion binding; peptidylglycine monooxygenase activity. The transcript has 27 exons. NCBI's taxonomy places the organism in Eukaryota, Metazoa, Chordata, Actinopteri, Cypriniformes, Cyprinidae. Bases 403 to 3651 code for a protein of 1082 amino acids. The record is from RefSeq and is a predicted model, not a curated record. Gene Ontology annotation, biological process: peptide metabolic process.
CGCUCAGGAGCUCACGUAUCGAUUACACUGGUCUGACUGACACCGAGCCCGAGCAAAACAAGCGCAGGAAAUGAAGGUUGUGACAGAAACCUGAUGUUGCAUUCGUGAAAUUGUGAGAAGCAAGAAGCCUUUCUCCUCCUCCUCCUCCUCCUCCUCCUCCUCUUCAUCACGCUUGACGGUGUCACACUGUAUCUGGACAACCCUGGUUUCAUUCAGUGAGGAGGCGACUGAGUCGUGGACUGUUUUUAUGGCACUUUGUUGAAGAGAUUGAGCGAGCGAGGAGAGCAGAAAGAGCGAAUCGCAGUCGCUGAGUGUUGCCGUGGCUUAUGGCGGCAGGGCAGGAUUGAAACGCAUCGGCUCACUCUCAGUUCUGUUGUUGAUCGCUCUUCUGUCCGGUCAGAGAUGGGCAUCCUGGGGUGCAGCGUGCUCGUGUUUGCGCUCUUCUUUCAGUGCCAUAGCCACAGUGUCCAAAACCCCAUGUUCAGGUUCAAGAGGUUUCAGGACAAUGCCUGGUCAGAUCCCAAUGACUGCUCAAGGACCAGACAUCCAUUUGUCCUGUCCAAUCCUUACAACUUUUCCCUCGAUAUUCGCAUACCAGGGGUGAUUCCAACAGAGUCUGACAGCUACUACUGUAUGGCUGUUCCUGUCCCCACGUCACAGGAGGCCUACAUAGUGGACUUUGUUCCCCAUGCCACUAUGGACACAGCCCACCACAUGAUUUUAUAUGGCUGCAAAACCCCUUAUGCCACCCAGGGAUAUUGGGAUUGUGGGAAAGAGCUGGGGACGUGUCGGGAUCAGGCCAAGAUCAUGUAUGCCUGGGCCAGGAAUGCUCCUCCAACCAAACUACCCAAAGAUGUUGGCUUUAAAGUUGGAGGAGACACCAGAAUUAACUACUUUGUGCUGCAAAUUCACUAUGGUGAUGUCAAAAAUUUCAGAGAUCAUCAUAGAGACUGCUCAGGACUCACUUUAAGAAUGACUUCCAAACGACAGCCCUUUAUUGCUGGCAUGUAUCUGAUGAUGUCUGUGGACACCGUCAUUCCUCCUGGGAAGAAAGUUACCAAUGCAGACAUUGCUUGCACUUACACAUCCUCCCCAAUGUAUCCAUUUGCCUUCAGGACACACACACACAGCCUCGGUAAAGUUGUGAGUGGGUACAGGGUUCGAAAUGGACAGUGGACUCAGAUUGGACGCCAGUCUCCACUGCUGCCACAGGCUUUUUAUCCAGUCACCAACACCAUCGAUGUAAGAAAUGGAGACAUACUGGCAGCCCGUUGUGUGUUCACAGGAGAAGGAAGAACCGCUGUUACCCAAAUCGGAGGCACCUCCAAUGAUGAGAUGUGUAACUUCUACAUCAUGUACUACAUGGACAACACCCGUGCUGUGCCUUACAUGAACUGUGGAGAUGACGGCAGUAGUGAGCUGUUCCGAAACAUCCCUUCUGAGGCCAAUAUUCUCAUCCCGGUCAGUCCGGACCAUAUGAUGUCCAUGAAGCAUGAGUCAGCUCCUCAUAAAGAUGCUGUGGAGCUGCAGGAGCCCAAGAGAGAAGAGGAAGUUCUGGAUCAGGGUGACCUCUAUUCCCUUCUCUCUAAACUGCUGGGGGAGAGGGAGGACGCUGUCCACAUGCAUAAGUACAGCCCCGCAGAGGCGGCCCGAACCCAGACACGUCUGAUGGCAGAGAUUGAUAGCAUAAUGCAAAAAAAAGCCCUGGGCUGGCCACGUUUAGGCUACAAAACAAAAGAGGAUGCAAUUCUGGCGAGGGACAGAGUGCACAAGUUUCACCAGUUAGAGUCCACUGUCGGCCCCUCAAGGAGCAGGACUGUACCCGCCAGACAGCCGACCACAGGGGAGGCUCAGAGGGACCAACCAGGUGGGUUUCGGCCUCGUUUUUUUACCCCAACAAAAAGCAAGGACAUAAAUGUUUCAAGUAUCUCUAUCAAGUGCUGUGUGGAUGUUGAGCUUUCAACACAUAGGCCACAGUGUCAACUGAGACAUGAGUUUGUCUACCACAUAUCCAUUUGUUUUCCAUUUGAAGCCUGUUUCCACCCAUCUCACUGCUGUCAUUUAUACUUUGGGUUGCAGAGAGUGUUUAAUAGAUUUCAAGAUGCAUCAAAAGCUUUCGUCCUUACGUAUGUGUUAACCUGUGAUGUGUGUGUGUGUGUGUGUGUGUGUGUGCUGGGACAGGUGUCUGGUCUGGCUCUCAACUCUAAUGGUGACCUGAUCAUCUUCCACAGAGGAGAUCACAUAUGGGGAAUUAACUCCUUUAAUUUCAAUGGCAUCUACCAGCAGAAGGAUCUGGGUCCAAUCCAGCAGUCCACAAUCAUGGUAGUGGAUCCAGUCAAAGGAAAAGUGCUCAAAGCCUCAGGAAGAAAUAUGUUCUAUAUGCCGCAUGGAAUAACUACCGACAAGGACGAUAAUUACUGGGUGACCGAUGUGGCACUUCAUCAGGUAUUCAAACUGAGCAGCGACGGUAAAGAUCGGCAGCUUCUGGUUUUGGGAGAAGCCUUUGAACCAGGAAGUGACAAGAAACACUUCUGCCAGCCUACAGAUGUGGCUGUGGACCCUGUUACUGGAAACGUCUAUGUCUCAGAUGGCUACUGCAACUCCAGGAUCCUCAAAUUCUCACCAGAGGGCAAAUAUAUCUCGCACUGGGGAGCAGGCUCCUCGGACAGAAAACGGCGAGCUUCAUUCUUGAUCCCGCACAGUCUGACCUUCCUGCCCGAUAAACAGGAGCUGUGUGUGGCUGAUCGAGACCAUGGACGCAUUCAGUGCUUCAUGGCAGAUACCGGCGAGUUUGUGAAGGAGAUCAAAAAAGAGCAGUUUGGAGGAGAAGUGUUCGCCAUCGCAUACUCGCCUGUCCAAGGUGGUCUCAUCUAUGCGGUGAAUGGAGUGCCUCCAGAUGGGCAGGUCGCCCCCCUUCAAGGCUUUGUUAUCAGUUAUUCAAGCAAGGAGAUCCUGGAUUCCUUCAGUCCAGACGCACAGGAAUUUAAAAUGCCACACGACAUUGUUGUUACAGCAGACGGGAGCGUCUUUGUUGGAGACGCAGCAUCAGAUUCUGUAAUGAAGUUCGUUCAGUCUGCAAAGGCAGAACAUCGCUCGGUUAAAAAAGGAGGAAUCGAGGUCCAAGAAAUUGAAGAAACAGAAACGUUUGUGCAGGCCAAUCUGAAGCCGUUACCCAAGUUUCCAGCGCAGAAUCCAGUAGCCGGCGUGCAGAAGAUGCAGGAGCCGUCACAGAAGCAGCAUCAGCAGCCGCUGGCAGCUCCUGAGGAGAAGGAGACGAGCAAGACUGCAGCCAAUCAGAGCGCUCGGGGCGCGUCGACCGCCAUCAUCACCACUCUACUGCUCGUCCCAUUGGUGCUCGUCAUCGCCAUCGGUGCCUUUAUCCGCUGGAAGAGGGGCCGGAUGUACAGUGAUGAUUGUCAGGUGAAGUUGGAGCCUUCAGGAUCAGCAGGAGGAAUCCUGGGUAAAAUCAGAGGCAAAGCUGCAGGAAGCUUGAACCUGGGGAAUUUCUUUGCCUCCCACAAAGGCUACACCCGACACGGCUUCGACAGGCUCAGCACCGAGGGAAGCGACCUGGAGAAAGACGACGAGGACGGCACCGACUCCGAGAACGAGGAGUACUCUGCGCCGCCGGCCCCGAUGUCCUCGUCCUAAAGAGCCAACGCUUUCUGCUAGCGCUGUCGGGAUCUACUUUAAUCGCCUCUGUAUUUGUUUGUAUCAGCUGCUGAAACAUUUUAUCUCGUGUGAAAAUGUUGAAACCUACGACUGCCACUUUAAUUGAAGCUUUUAAGGGACCACGUGGAGAUUCAGAGCACUGGUCAUUUUGAGGAUAAAGACAGUUGAUUAUUAUUUUUAACAGGAGCAUUAAAGUAGAUUAUUUAUUUAGUUUUAAUGAUGAACAGCUAGUCAAUCUCUUCCAAUAAUUUAUCAGUCUGAUAGCAGUGCAAUUAAUAUAUAAUUGAUCCAGGCAUUUUGUGUCAUAACAUUUCUGUAUGUUUGUGCCUUUAUGUAUUUCGCCUUCUGCAGCACCUAUAUAUUACUACAGAUGUGCCACAUAUUUAAGAGCUGCUACUGUCACCUGUGAUUAGAGUUGUUUUUUGCAGCUGAUUUGAAAAAAAAAGAAAAGAUGAUUACAAAUUUAAGGCUGUAUUUACUACAUUUUCAAAGCUAAUGUGAGAUGUGUCUGAUAUUUGUUGUGAUACUGAGGUUUUAUUGCAAGAAAACUAUUUUCAGUAACAAUGUUAUUUGUGUAAUAAAGUGUCUGCAAAGCAUCAGCUCUUU